UUGGAGUCCGUUGCAAUUUUAAUGAACUAGGCCUAUGCAGCAGCUAUUCCGGAGGUCACCUGCUGCUGCUCGACAUUUAUGUCAAAAGAUGGACAAACUGGACGAGGUUGCAAUCGCCACACUCAGAGCUGCUAAUAUUGGAGAAGACUUACUCCCCUCGCUUUCCCGAGACGACAUCAAAGACCUCUUUCCUGGUCCUGAAAAUUUCUUGAGGCGGCGGGCUAUAUGGCUUUUUUGUAAAUAAAGAUGAAAAGGUCAGGUUUGUCUUUCACAGUGCAACACAACUGUUUAACAGUACAACAUUUUUCCAAUAUCACAGUUUAAAUCUGGUUCAUAUACAUAAAUAUGUCAUUAGUUUAGACAUGUCUGCUUUGAGUCCAUUUCAACAGUGGAUAUUAAAUAAAAAUGUUUUUUUAAUCCCCCAAAUUAUAAUGCUUAAACUAACAAGUAAGAACAUACUAUGACAAAGUUACACAAUAAAUGUUUGUAAAUGUGUUUUAGGUGGAUACUGCUCCCGAAAUUCAGCAAUCACCCCCCACUGGAGGCAGUGACUUUUCAAAAGAGGAGGCCAAUACUUCUAAAUGUGUGACUAUGUCAAACCCAGAAUACAUAGUCUUCACAGACAGUGAGCUUGAACAGGUGCGACGCUCCUACUUUGAACAGAAACGGCUGGGGACCGAGCACAAUGUGACCCUAUCCAAGGAGCUCUUCUGCCGACUCAUAAGAAACACUAUGACUAACAUGAUCUCCAUCGCAAGAGCCACAGAGGACUCCAGAUACCCCACCAAACAUGAGGUGAAUGCCAUGGCAAAGCGACUGGUGGAUUACUAUCCAAUGAUAAAAGACGGGUCAUCAAACAAUGAGUGGGAGCAUGUUGCCAAAAAGCUCAUGAAGAGACUCUCAAAUGUCAGAAGUCCAAAGAAGGCCAAAGGUCCUCCUUCCAAGAAACCACGACAAGAAGUCAGUUCAGAUGUUGCAACUACUGACUAUGACGAAGAUUCCAGUACAUCCACCAUUAUUCUGGAAUGGUCACCUGUUAGUCCCAUGGGCAUCCCAGUAGAUCUGUCACCUAGAACCAGCACCCCAGCGCAGAACAACAAUGGUGAAGAAUCUUGUUCAGUUGACAUCAUGGACAGCCAGAAAAUCCAAGCAAGACACUACAAGACCCUCCAAGAAAUGUACACGUCCAAAAAGCCAAACAAAGCUGCGGUAACUCAUUUGCUGAACAUGGAAUUUGAGUCUCGAAGACGCUUCAUCACCUCUGAUGUUUUAAAGGAGCAAGACAGAGCAACAAAGAUUCUAGAGGCUUACCCUUGUUUCAGAGAACUGGAUCAUGUGUUGGAUGAGCUGCAGCGAAUCAUCCAACCGACCAACUCCCAGUCCUAGCGACUUCCGAGGAUCCUAAUGGUUUCAUGCAGCAGCGACCCCUGUCUUCUCCGGUUCUGCUCGUUUCUGAGGACAACUGCAUGAUCGCCUUCGGAAAAACACCUGUGACCACCUUCACCAUGGACAGACUUAAUGAGGGACUUCUCUACGUCAUGGCAUAUUACUAUGCCCUGCACAUGACCUACCCCAAGUGCAUUUCUACACUACUGUCAGUACUGCAGACAGAGGUACUUCAAGAUUCAAUUCAUGAGCAGGAUUUGACCCCUCACUACACAAAAGCAAUGGGUGAGUGGAAGUCAUUCAGUGAGUGAGUCCCUUUGUCCAUCACUCUGCCCCACUCUUCCUGUUGCAAGACUUUCAAAGAAAGUUGAUGUUCUGUUUAAAAAAAAAAAGUUCAUCACAGUUAGGCACAUUUGUUGGUGAGAUUGAAAACCUUUCCUGUGGGAUAAUAUGCAACAUGGUGUUUAUUGCUGUAGUAUGCUGCUACAAUAACUGAUGGGUUUUUUUGAUAGUGGGGUUUAAAUCAAAACUGGCUUUUCAAUCUGUUAGAUUAUGAUAGCUCUGGAAUGUGGAAGUCGUCCUUUUUUGGAUGUUGAGUUAAGCAAUUGUAUUGCAAAGUUAAUAAAAAAAUAUUAAAUGAGAAAGUUUUGGUGUCUUGAUUUAAGACAACAUUACUUAUAUUUGUUAUGCUGUUUUAAGAAAUGAUGUCUUAUUUUAACUACUUUUAUGCUCAUUAUCAAUCCCAGAUUAAGGUGUCAAAUCUUGAAUUUAAUUUAGUCAAGAGACUUAAAUUCUAAUUUUAAGUAACUUACUAUUAAACUAGGGUUUUUUCAUUGCUUGUUUUAGAAGAAUUCGGCUUAAUUUAAGAUUUUGCCUUCCAGCACCUCUACAGCUCACUAGUUAACACUUUAUAUCUUAUUUGUUUAACCCUCUGGAGUCGAUGUUUUUCGUUGUUUAUGCAACGGUUAUAUUCAUAUCUUCGUGGUAAAACGGCACAGAAAUAUGAGCCAAGAGCUUGGACGUGACGUUUGUGUCGAGCUCCGCCCUUCAACAUAAUUUGUGGAAUCGUGUGUCCGUCAAUAUUUUGUGCGAAUGAAUUUUUAAUAAAUCAGCUUUAGGGCCAAAUUACCUCUUUACACUGUGCCUAAAGACAAUAUUGCUUCAUUAUAUAGAUAGCUGCAAUUUUUGAUUGUAUAACAUAUGUGUAUGUAUCAAAUGCAAGUGCCUUUUAAAAAGGUGAAUUUAAGAAAUUCAUAAAAGAGUACAUUUUAUUAGUUUGGAGUAAAGCCAGCCAGAAUCAGUAUUAAGUAUUGUAUGCUUAUACACAUAGUAUGGUAUGCAUUGUAUAAAUGUAUUCAGUGGACACCUCCAUUUUUACUUAUAAACUGUACACACAGAAUUUACUCUAAACCCUCAUUUGCAUAUUCCGGAACACGGUGAUGUCACAGACUGUGGCCUCAUGGAACCCUUCAUCAAAGGCACAGCCAUAGAACUCAGUGGCAGCUCCCCUAUAUAUACCUUAUUAAUAUUAUUAGUAUAUGAUAUUGCCUUACAGGAACAAGCACUAUCUUUGUUAGAAAAGUCUUCAGCAGUCUUCAGGUGUAAUGUCUAAAGUAUUAGGAAAGCUCUUCAAAGCUGAGGAGAAGGACGUCGUCCCUGGAGAAGGGAAUACAGCAGUAAUGCAAGAUGAGGAAAGCCCACAGAGGGGGGACAGCAGGAGACUGGACCCCAUCCUGGACCUCAUCCCCCGUAAAGAUGAGUUGACUUCCAGUUCAGAGGACAUUAGUGUCGUCCCUGGAGGACUAAAGAGGAAAAGAACAGAAGAUGGGGAAAUCCUACAAAGGGAGAAAAGCAGGAGACUGGACCCCAUCCUGGACCCCAUCCCGGACCCCAUCCCGGACCCCAUCCUGGACCUCAUCCUGGACCCCAUGCUAGACCCCAUCCUGGACCUCAUCCCCUGUGAAUAUGAGUUUCCGUCCACCUCAGAGGACAUUAGUGUCGUCCCUGGAGGACUAAAGAGGAAACGAACAGAAGAUGGGGAAAUCCUACAAAGGGAGAAAAGCAGGAGACUGGACCCCAUCCUGGACCCCAUGCUGGACCCCAUCCUCUGUAACGAUGAGUUGCCGUCCACCUCAGAGGACACUGAAAGCAGAAACCCACCCGAGGCGGCUCUGAGCGCGAGAAGCGCCGAUGAUGGACCGGUUCAGAAGGACGACCUAGUUCCAGACCCGUCAGCCAUGUUUAAGGCCAAGUACCAGCAGCAGGAGAAACUUGGCGAAGGAGGAUAUGGAUGCGUGUAUGCUGGCUAUCGCAGAGAGGAUAAUCUUCCUGUCGCCAUCAAGCAUAUUAUGAUAGACGAAGAGCUCCUCUUUCACGAAGACAGUGAUGGGCUCCAGAUCCCCAUGGAGGUCGCUGUCCUAAGGAAGCUAGAGGCCCAAUCAGAGCAGCAUUCAGCAUCCAUUGACCUACUGGACUGGUAUGUUGUGGACCAGGAGCUGAUCCUGGUGCUGGAGAGACCGAUGCCGGCCGUAGACCUCUUCGACUACAUUCAAGACAAAGGAGGCUACUUGAAGGAAAAGGAAGCUAAGAUUAUAAUGAAGCAGUUGGUGGAUGCAGCCAUUGACCUCCAGGAGAAGCACAUUUUCCACCGGGACAUCAAGACGGAAAAUCUCCUUAUUGAGACCGGCAUGAAGUUGCCACGAGUUCGCGUCAUCGACUUCGGUCUGAGCUGCUUCAGCGAAGAAGACGACGUCUAUAGCACCUUCUAUGGUACUGACGUCCCCCCAGAGUGGGCCAGUCGGCAGGAAUACAAAGCCGGACCCACGACAGUAUUCCAGAUAGGAAUGGUCCUGUUCUACAUGCGAAAAAAGGUGUCAUUUAGACCGGGGAUGACCUUUGUGAAGCUGAAUGAGACCAAGUGGCUUUCCAAAAAUGGCAAAGAUUUCUUUAAGGCGUGUAUAUGUGAGGACCCGGAUACUCGUUUCACCCUGGACCAGCUGAAGCAUCACCGGUGGCUGAGAUAGUAUCACACACACACACACACAUGCAUGUCAUAAUUUACAUUUAAUCCCUUUAGCCCUCCAUUUAUUUAUAUAUGGGCAGACUGGCCAGGAGCCGAGGCGCUGCCCAAACCGUGACAUUGUUCAAAAUCUGGCAUUUCCCUGUUGGACGGGAGAAACAUUACCUUAAAUACCAUAAUAGCGGCGGGCCUCAAAUAAUCUCUACUAUAAAGGGCCGGUCCCGUCAUUUCAAGUCAAGAUGACUAAAAAUAUCUGAUCAA
Molecule: messenger RNA, 4666 nt
Organism: Cyclopterus lumpus (lumpfish)
Lineage: Eukaryota; Metazoa; Chordata; Actinopteri; Perciformes; Cyclopteridae
Product: serine/threonine-protein kinase pim-1-like
Exons: 11
Coding region: 2991-4409 (472 amino acids)
Biological process (GO): negative regulation of apoptotic process; protein autophosphorylation; regulation of mitotic cell cycle
Cellular component (GO): cytoplasm
Molecular function (GO): ATP binding; protein serine/threonine kinase activity
Source: RefSeq, a predicted model, not a curated record